Molecule: messenger RNA, 1345 nt
Organism: Ricinus communis (castor bean)
Lineage: Eukaryota; Viridiplantae; Streptophyta; Magnoliopsida; Malpighiales; Euphorbiaceae
Product: exopolygalacturonase-like
Exons: 4
Coding region: 1-1185 (394 amino acids)
Biological process (GO): carbohydrate metabolic process
Molecular function (GO): polygalacturonase activity
Source: RefSeq, a predicted model, not a curated record
AUGGCAAUCAAAAUACAUGUAUGCUUACUAUCUUUAUUCUUAUUCUUGAGUUUUGUAGCCGAAGCUAAUGUCAAUGUUUUCAAUGUAAGAAAAUAUGGUGCCAAAGCUGAUGGCAAAUCUGAUAUCAGUAAGGCUUUGUUAAGUGCUUGGAAAGAUGCAUGUGGAACAAUGGGGUCAAACAAAAUUGUAAUUCCUAAAGGGGUAUAUUUCCUAAGUGAGGCAGAUAUAAAAGGUCCUUGUAAAGGUGCCAUAAGGUUUCAAGUUCGAGGAACGAUAAAGGCACCAAUUGACCCUAGUGCACAUAGUAAACCAGACAGUUGGAUUACCUUUUCAUAUAUUGAUCAAUUCAUAUUAAACGGUGGAGGGACUUUUGAUGGGCAAGGAGAGAUUGCUUGGAAAAAUAAUAAUUGUGCCCAAAAUCUUAAAUGCAAUUCACUUCCAAUUAGUUUAAGGUUCAAUUUUAUCACCAAUAGCAUUGUCCAAGAUAUAGCUUCUAUCCAGAGCAAGAAUUUUCACGUAAAUAUUUUAGGAUGCAAGAACCUCACCUUUCAAAACUUUACAAUUACUGCACCUGCAACUAGUGCCAACACAGAUGGUAUUCAUAUCGGACGAUCAAAUGGGAUCAACAUUACUAAUUCAAAUAUUAGCACUGGUGAUGACUGUAUCUCCCUCGGCGAUGGUAGCCAACAGAUACGUGUCACUAAUGUUAGAUGCGGACCUGGACAUGGAAUUAGUGUGGGGAGCUUAGGAAAGUUUAAGAAUGAAGAACCAGUAUCUGGAUUUUUUGUAAAGAAUUGCACCAUCUCCAAUACUACUAAUGGAGUGAGAAUAAAGACUUGGCCUGCAUCAUAUGGUGGCAUUGUAUAUGAUAUGCAUUUUGAAGAUAUUAAAAUGGAAAAUGUGUGGAACCCUAUCAUUAUAGAUCAAUUGUAUUGUCCAUGGAAUCAGUGCAACCCAAAGAUUCCAUCAAAAGUUAAGAUUAGCAAUAUCAGCUUCAAGAAUAUUAAGGGCUCUUCAGCAACUGUUGUAGCUGUUGAACUUAAUUGCAGCAGCAGCGUCCCAUGUGAGAAGGUGGAGCUAGCCGAUAUUAAUUUAACAUAUAAUGGAAUUGAAGGACCUCCAAAAUCUAAGUGUGCAAAUGUCAAACCUAAACUUACGGGAAAAAUAUUUCCAUCUGGAUGUUAAAACAUUUAGCAUUUAAUAUCUUUUCCUUUUUUAAUUUCUUUAUGAAUCACAAUGUUGAAAUGAAAUCUAGAAAAUAUGUAUUAUUGUAAUAUAUAAGUUAUGCUUGGCUUUAUUUAUGUAGGCUUCAUGAAAAGUUAAUUUCCUUAUGUAUAAAUGAAUA